This is a messenger RNA of Cuscuta campestris, 3959 nucleotides long. NCBI's taxonomy places the organism in Eukaryota, Viridiplantae, Streptophyta, Magnoliopsida, Solanales, Convolvulaceae. The record is from the annotation of a GenBank genome assembly.
CUACCAUACCAUGUUUUUUUCUUUUUUUAAUACGGAGUAUUUCUAUUCAUUUUCCUUUCUUGAAAUAUCAUCCUUUGGAUAUAUGAUCUCUUUCCCCCAAAUCUUUAACAAACCAAACCCCCAAAUUUCCAGUCCAUUAGUCUUCUCGGGUUCAAGCCCAAAUUUGUUCUUAUCUCUCUCUACCCACAAUCUCUCUUCUCCGGCGAAAGCCCUAGAUCUGGCCCGUUCCCGGUGGGCUCAGCUCCGCCGUUCGACGUUUGGGUAUUUUUCAAAAUCGGGUCUUUCAGAUCUGGGUUUCUCCCAAGGUUUGGAAUCUUGACUUCUUCUUUUUUCUGUUUUCUUGAUGAUAUGUACUAUGCCUGUUUUUUACCAGAAUUUCUGGGCUCUGUCCGAAACCAAUUCCUUAAUUUGAUCGACUGUGUUUUUUAAAAUCUAUUAAAUUUCAUGGGCUUUUAGAUCUGCAUUUACCUUGUGUGUGCGUGUUUUGAUUUCUUGAUCCAGUUCAUCGUAAAAUAAAAUAAAUCAAUUACUAGGGCCUGCUUUUGGUAUUUUUCUUUGAUUUCUUGUUAUGACUUCCAAGAUCGUCUUUUUCUCAUUCCUUUUCUCGAACAAGAUUGAUGGUGAUAUUUUCUGGGCUCAGUCUGGAAGUUAAUUGACUGUAGCCAUGCUCAUAUUUUCUGGGCUCUGUUUGUUUAGAUCUGUGUAGAAUCCCAACUCUGUUGAAUAUUCAGGACAGUGCUUAAACAUAUUUUUUGGAUGUUGUUGUCUCUUUAGCCAGAGGAGUAGUAAACAAAUUGGCCCAAAGGCAGUUUUAUGGAAUCAUACAGUACCCUUGGAAAGUGAUUUUUGACCAAAAAAAAGCUGAAAUUGUUCAUCUUGGCUGAAGAUGGCUAACCCUGAGGUUCCAAACACUCCAGAAGCUCCAGAUGAGAACAAAGAAAUGGCUGCUCACAAUGUCGCAGUGUCUCACAAUAACAUCACUGUCAAGAAUGAAGUUGAGGUCCAUGAUGAUGGGAUGAUGUCACAUGCUGAUAUCGUGGGUCAUGAUGACAUCAUAGCUCAUGACGAGAUGGUGGCUCAAGACGAUAUGAUGACCCACGGUGAGAAUGUGGCUCAAGUUGAUACGAUAGCUCACGACGAGAUGGUGGCUCAAGAUGAUAUCGUGGCUCAUGGCGAAAUGGUUGCUCAUGAUGAGAGGGUGGCUGACACUGAUCAUGGGGAGAUGGUGGCUCAUGAUGAGAGGGUGGCUGACAUUGAUCAUGGGGAGAUGGUGGCUCAUGAUGAUAGGGUGGCUGACAUUGAUCAUGGGGAGAUGGUGGCUCAUGAUGAGAGGGUGGCUGACAUUGAUCAUGGGGAGAUGAUGGGUCAUGAUGAUAUGAUGGCUCAUGAUGCGAAGGUGGCUCACAUUGAUCAUGGGGAGAUGAUGGGUCAUGAUGAUAUGAUGGCUCAUGGUGAGAAGAUGGCUCAAGUGGAGGAUCUGAUGGGUCAUGUUGAGAUGGUUUCCAAUGGCCAUAUGGUAGAUGGGGAGGAGCUAAUGGGUCAUGGUGAGAUGGUGGCUAGAGGUGAUGAUAUGAUGAGCCAUGGCGGCGAGAUGGUCCACCACCACCACCACCACAGCCAUGAGAUUCUCUUCAACAGCAGUGAAAUUGUCCCGGUGGAAGGACACAUGGAUUACAUCGAGACCCCACCCAACAGCUCCGAAACGCAACCCAACAAGAGAAGGAAGAAGAAAUCCAUAGUCUGGGAGCAUUUCACGAUCGAGGCGGUCGGGGACGGGUGCCGGAAAGCCUGCUGUAAAGAAUGCAAACAGUUGUUCGCCUACAGUCAAGGCUCCAAAGUGUCCGGGACGAGUCAUCUCAAACGCCACAUCGCCAAGGGCGCCUGUCCCACAGUCCUACAUACUGCCCUACAGAACGACGCCAACAACAACCACCCCCCCUAUACCCCAGUAGUCCUACAGAGUGGUGCCCCGGACGCCGGGUCCCAACCGCGGGCGAAGCGGCGAUACCGGACUAGCGCCUCCGCCGGCCCGCCGUACUUUCAGUUCGACCCGGACCGUUGCCGGCACGAGAUCUCGAGGAUGAUCAUCAUGCACGAGUACCCGCUCCACAUGGUCGAGAACCCGGGGUUCGUCUCGUUCGUCCACCACCUCAACCCGCGGUUCGAUAUGGUCAGCUUCAACACGGUCCAAGGGGACUGCGUCGCGACUUACCUCAGAGAGAAACAGUCUGUCCAGAAGGUGAUCGAUGCCAUGCCCGGCAGAAUCUCUCUCACGCUGGACGUGUGGUCCUCGUUUCACCAGGUGGGGUACGUCUGCAUAACCGGGCAGUACAUAGAUUCCGAGUGGAGGAUUCACCGCAAGAUUCUUAACGUCAUCAUGGAGCCGUGUCCCGAAUCCGAAACCGCUCUCAGCCACUCCGUUGCCGUUUGCCAGGCGGACUGGGGGAUAGAGGGGAAGCUGUUCUCGGUCACGGUCAACCAGCCUUUGACCGACCUGGCGGCGGAUAAUGUCCGGUCUUUGCUCUCUGUUCGGAACCCGCUCGUUCUCAACGGGCAGCUGCUGGUUGGGGACUGCCUGGCCCGCACCCUGAGCAGAAUCGCGGUGGACGCGUUGAACUACGCGGAGGAACCGGUCAAGAGAGUGAGAGACGCCGUGAAGUGCGUCACGCUUUCGGAAUCCCACGAGGAGAAGUUCAACGAGCUGAAACGGUAUCUGCAGGUCCCGUUCACGACCAAGAACCUCGCGCUGGACGAUCGAACGCGGUGGAACACCACGUACGAGAUGCUGCUUGCCGCUUCCGAGCUGAAGCACGUGUUUUCGUGCUUGGAGACUUCGGAUCCCGACUACAAGGACGGGCCGUCCGCGGGCGACUGGAAACGGGUCGAGAUGCUGUGCGGCCGGCUGAAGAUCCUCUUCGACGCCGCCAGCCUCCUGACCGCGGCGGCGGUCCCCACCACGAACACGUUCUUCCACGAAGCGUGGAACAUUCAGCUGGAGCUGGCCCGUGCCGCCGCCGCCGCCGCCGGCGAGGAGGAGGAGGAGGGGGAGGGCCGCUUUCUCGGCGGCCUCGCGAGGCUGAUGAGGGACGGGUUCGACGAGUACUGGAGGAAAUGCUGCCUGGUUCUAGGCCUCGCGGUCGUCAUGGACCCGCGCUUCAAGAUGCAGCUCAUCCACUUCAACUUCGAAAAGCUCUACGGCGACGCCUCGGAGUUCGGGCGGAUCAUCAGCGAGGCGGCCCACGAGCUGUUCGCGGAGUACGCAUCGGCGGAAGUGGGCCCCGCUGGGGGGACGGUCAAGCUCGAAGAGGAGGAGGAGGAGGAAGACGAGGGGACGUCGGGCGGCGGCGGGCGGGCGUACUCGGACUUCGACCGGUACGUGAUACAGACGACGAGCCAGCUGGCGAAGUCCGAGCUGGAACUGUACCUGGAGGAGUCGCUGCUGCCGCGGGUGCACGGGCUGGACGUGAUCGGGUGGUGGAGGGUGAACAGGAAAAAGUACCCGACGCUGUCGAAGAUGGCCCGGGACGUGCUCACCGUUCCGGUGUGCACGGUCCCGCCGGGCUCGGUGUUCUGCACCGGCGGCAAGGAGAUGGACCGGUACCGGUGCACGUUGCGGCCGGAGACGGUGGAGGCGUUGAUCUGCGCCAAGGAUUGGCUUCUCCAGAGUGAGUCUGCGGCACAGAGUGCCAUUUUUCAGCCUAUCAAAAUGGAAGUCCCAAUUUAGUGGGAGCAAUAAAUAAAACAGUAUUAUGAGAGAGUGAUUUUUAAUUUUAGGGUGUACAAUAAUAUUUCUCUGUGGGCUUUUUUUGUAUUGAAUUGCGUGGUCUGUUUAUCUUUUUUUUACUGGCCUCUAUACAAUUUCUUUGAUUAUGGGUCCAUGGGUGUGUGUACAUCUAGAGCUUUAAAAAGAAGUUUUACAAUUAUUUUUUUUGUUGUUAAAAUAAGAUCCACUUUUUUUG